AAAAAAUUUAGACCCAAAAGGUACUUGUAAAUUUUCGGUCCGGUUCCGGGUCGGGUAUUUUUGGGUCGGUUCCGGUUCGGGUCUUCGGGUCCAGGUUAAAAUGCCCAUGCCUAUGCCAAUUAUAACUAAUUAUCAGCAAUUAAUGUCAUCUGUAAAUCAUGAUGAAUUAUGUGGUUUUAGGAAGGUGCUGUAGCCUGUAGGAUGAUGAGGGAUAUACAAAAAUUUAUAUUUUCCUGGUCGUAAUUUUGGUUUCGUUCUCAUAAUUUUGCUCUAUAAGGUGGAUCAACCAAUUGCUUUUAUUAUUUUUGGGUCGUUAGCUAUUUGUAUUUUUUUUAUCUAAAACAAUAUAGAAGCAUGUUCAAGGAGUAAAAAAAAAAUCUUUUAAGAAGAUAGAAAAAUAUGUGAAAUAAUCGAAUUAUUGCAACGCGUACAAUACCACUAUGAUGACAUACUUUUCCUCUGUAAAACACGUGUUCUGAACUUCAGAAAAAAGUGAUGUUAAGUUAAAAGAGCUAAAGAGUUCUUUACAAAAAAGAGGCAGUUUUAGAGUAGAUAUCACAUUUGAACUCUUUGGACACCAAAGCUAAAAAUGUGAAGAAGCCAAUGGCAAAAUUUCAUCUGAAACUUCAUUGAGUAUUGAACUGUACUAACCGCGUAUACAUGUACAAACAAGUCUUCUAAAAUUAUCUUUUUCUUCGGAAUUAAUGAUGUUAUUUUUUUUGUAUAAUCACUAUCAAAAAGGAAUAAGAAGAAAUGUUAUAGUGUGCGCGUUUUGAAUUCGGACGAUGACCAAACCAGUUUACUUUUAAGCUAUUCAAUGCUUAUCCUAGGAAUUAAAUUUCGUAACCUGAAACAGUUAUAGUAUGGAAAAUCAGAUUAUUUCCUACUCCAGCUCCCGUUUUAUUUACACUUACAUUUUGGGCUAAACUACCCACAAAGGAACAAAAGGCCCAAAUCGAACCUUCGGAAAAGGACCUGAAGAAAUGGGAAAGAUCAUAUCCGAAUCUCUCUCCUGCGCACAAGGUAGCAUUUGUUGCGUUAGCUGUGUUCAGAGAGAUAUUGAAGUUCUUGUUAUUAUUCCUUUCAGCAGUUUCUGAUCUUUGUUGCAUUAGAUUUUAUAGUCUUGUAACUCAUAAUUACUUGGCAGGCUUUCGAUCCCCCUAUAUAUUUGAGUUAGGAUUUUGAUGGUUGUGAAGACUCAAAUCCUGAAUGUACUCCAAAGAAAAAUGCAUCAAGACACUGAAACUAAUAUAUUUGUAUAAAUGCAGGAGCGAACUAUGAUUGUGAUGGGGAAAACGGCCAAUUCAUACAUCAACAGCGGGACGCGGUCCCGAUCAAUACAUGAACUCCAGACCUGUGCAAAAACAUACAUCAACAACAUUUUUAUUUAAAAUUCAUACAUAAACUAACACUCUUCUGUCAAUACAUACAUAAACCGAGUUUCCGUUAUCUUUAUUCUAACGGUGUAUUAUGUGGAUUUAACGUUGGUUACGUGGAUUAAAUGAGUUUAUUACGUGGAUUAUCAGAACGAAAAAAUAGAAAACGACGUCGUUGUGGGCUUUUGAAAACGCGUCGUUUUGUUUUUUCUGAAACAAAAGUCACUUUCUCACUUUCUUCGUUUGCUGUCGACAACUCAAGAAAAGAAUCAGAGUUUGGGAGAGAAGAGAGUAAAACGUGAUUGAGAGAGAAGAAGAGAGUAAAACGGGAUUGAGAGAGAACCAAUAAUGUCUACCACAUCGAACCCUAAUUCCUCGUAUGAUACAGCUAUGAGCGGAAAUUGGAGGCAAAAUUGGAGGCGAGAGAGGAUUGAAAGAGGGUUUCCGAGUGCUUGUAAGAAGUGUGGAGCAGGCGCUGUGAUUUUUACAUCCAAAACGACCAAGAACCCAGGGAGACUUUUCCAUGGUUGUCCUAAUGGUAGUGAAGAGGAUAAGAAUCAUUUGUUCAAAUGGACGGAUGAGUCUGCUGUGGAGGAAAUUGAUGAUAUGAAGAGCUUGUAUGAUGACAAAAUCGGCCGUUUGGAGCUUCAGUCUCAGAGAUGUGAAGAUGUAGUGAGAAGCUAUGAAAAAAAGAUUGAAGAUUUGGGUGAUGCUUUGGCUGGGUUUGAAAAAGAGAUGAAGGAGAUGAAAGAGUUGGUUCACGGGUAUGAGAAAGAUGUGAAGAGCUUGAAGAAGAUGGUAGUUUGUGGAGUUGGAAUGAUGAUUGUGUACUACUAUUUUGCUAUGUACUAAUGUGCAAGAUUGCAAUGAAUUGUUUCAGUUUCAGUUACAAUAUGUUUGUCGGAUUGGUUGUUUUUCAAGGGGUUAACAGCUUCUGUUAUAAGAUAAGAACUAUUUUAAACAGAAGAUUGUGAUAACAUAACAAGUUUUACAAAAUAGAUAAGUUUUAGAACAUCACUAAGUUAUACAAAAGAUAAGACUUUUGAAACAUCUUAGCCGCUUCAUACUAGGACAACACACCAAAAACCAAAUAUGAUACCAAAAGAAACCGAUCCUUAAUAAUAACCUGAGACCUGAAAAAGAGCCAAAAUUGCUGUUAGAAGAUUAUCAAAAGACCAAUGCUGUUAGAAGAUUAUCACAAGACCAAUGAAACAUAAAUAGGAGAGCAAACCUGAAUUUAGGCUGGUGGUUGACUUGGUCCCUGAGCUUGUGAUGGCUGACUUGGUCCCGGAGCUUCGCUUUGUGAUGGCUGACUUGGUCCCUGACCUUCACCUUGCGAUGGCUGUGUCUU
This is a messenger RNA of Brassica napus (rape), 2727 nucleotides long. RefSeq lists its product as uncharacterized. Gene Ontology annotation, molecular function: zinc ion binding. Bases 1725 to 2228 code for a protein of 167 amino acids. The transcript is spliced from 3 exons. The record is from RefSeq and is a predicted model, not a curated record. Lineage: Eukaryota; Viridiplantae; Streptophyta; Magnoliopsida; Brassicales; Brassicaceae.